ACGCCCUCGAGACGACUCUCCACGCUUUUUUUCACUUCGCCGACCCUUUUUACCUUGUCCUUGCAUCUUCCCCGUCCUCGUCCAUCCUUCCCCCAUUAUUCGCCUCCGGGUGUCCCGAUCUGAUGGCUUGUUCACCGCUGGAUUCGCCCGCAGACGUCCAUCCACCCAGAGCCAUCUGACGGGCGAGGUCUACGGUGGGGUGGGCAAUCCGCACGCCCCAACUCGACUAUGGCGUCCUCGUUUCAGGAUGCGUGGCAGACUGCGCUCGAUGCCGAACGGGAGCUGUUGCGCUGCCUCGCUGAGAAGGAGCCGACCUUUGCCGAGAUUUCACAACUUUUGUCCGAAUUCCGCACCGCUUGCCAAAAUGCGAUCCUCUCCGAUUUCGAUACCGCUCGUGGAUCAGACGUGGAGGGCCGCCUGUGGGAUGCGCACUUGAAACUUAAUAACAGGUUUCGCAAGUUGCUCGCUCGCUAUCGAGAGGAAACCACCAAGAAGAGACCCGUCGAGAAACGGAAGCUAGAGAAGCAUUAUUUGGAUUUUAUCAAAUCCAGCCAGCGGUUCUAUAGGGGGUACAUCCAACAUCUAUCAUCGCAUUUCGGAGGCAUCGUGGAAUUGGAGAAAGUGGCGCGCAAGUUCAACUUUGAGAACUUAUCGGCCACCCCUCCAUCUGCGAUUACACCUGACCUGCGCUUGCGCAUCCUUCAAUCUUGCCAUGCGACUCUCAUCCGACUGGGCGAUCUCUCUCGGUACAGAGAAACCGAACUUGCCAACAACAAACGCAAUUGGGGCCCAGCCAUUGGGUAUUACGAUCUCGCCUCGGUGAUACACCCUGCAUCGGGCGCAUCGCACAAUCAGCUGGCGGUAAUCGCACUUGCCGAUGGCAAUCACUUCCGAGCAACAUAUCACCUCUACCGGGCGUUGUCUGCCCACCUUCCUCAUCCCUCCGCCAAGGGAAAUCUGGAAAUUGAAUUCAAAAAAGUGAUGAAUCUGUGGGUCAAGCGCGAAUUGAUCAGGCCAGAGGACCAAGGAAUUCCUGGGAAAGCUCUGGCACCGUGGUUUGUCUAUCUCCAUGCGCAAUGUUACAAGGGCAACGACUUUCCCGAGCAUGAUGAGCUGGAGAGUGAGGUCAUGAGUCAACUGGCAGUUGAUAUCAGGGAGCGUUCGCAUGAAGGAACACUUCAAAAGUUCUGUCUUGUCAACAUUGCUGCAGAAGACUUUGCCCGAACUCGGUCUACCGAAGAGUCGGUCUCCAAUGCGCGCAUGUUCUUCCAGCGCAUCAAUGUGAAGACCUUCUUCACGUUAUUGCAGAUUUUGUUGGUAGAGCUUGAGCGUUUCGCCGGUGAGGAUUCGAGCAACAGCAGCAAGGACUCUAAGAAUGGACCCGACAAGGUCACCGUUGUUGCUCGCAGGAUCCUGCCCGCUUUGCGGCAUUACAGCUCCUGGCUUUUGACAACUAGUGACUUUCUUAUCUCACCAAAGGAAGAGCAGGACUCGCCUCUCACGAUCCAGAUUCAAGAGUUCUGGAAGAUCUACGCAGGCACCCUGACACUGUUGGCAUCUACAUUCGACAUCGUCCAUCUUCCCGAGAUCGAUUACCUUCUGGAAGAGGAUGAAGAAAGCCUUGGAUUUGCGCCACUGGACCAGGCGGUGACUUCUCGUCGAUAUGUUGGGAUGGGUGAUAAGCUUAAGCCUAGAAUGAACGAUCCAGGUGUCGAGAGAAGCCACCCAAACAUUGAGAUGCUCUACCGGAUUCGCGAAUUCGUGAUUGACGGUUUGGAUUUGGUCGUUAGAAACAAAAUUCCCGUUGCUCUCGUUGACGAAGAGGACAAGAAGACUUUUAUCUACCAAGAGGAUGGACUGCCGUCUCAGUUCUUCUCAAGCCCCCAUGGUCGCCAGAAUACCCUCACGACGCCGGUAAUUGAACGAGAGGACAUCCCGCCAGUAUGUCAGGAUUCAGCCUCUGGCACUGAGGCUCGCAGCAUGUACGGCGACUCUCAGUCUGCCUCCGUCGCAGCCUCCGCAUCAAUGUCGGCCAAUAUGCACCGCAUCGUCGAGGAUGUUGAGCGUUUGGUCGAGUCUGACACGUACGAGAAUCCGCCCAACGUCCCAGAUCAGUUCGAUUUCCUGAAUGCUUCCGGCGAGAUGUCUACGCCUUCUGCUCGCAUGUCGGCAAUUUACAAUGCCUUCCCUUCCAACGAAAAGAUUGCACAGCCACAUCCUACUCCGAUGGCUCCUCCUGGUUUAGGUCCUCCUGUUGUCAACACGGCAGAAGCUCUCCGUGCUUCAGCAUCUCAAUCUUACACUCCACUCCACACGCUCCCUAGUAUUCCUAGCAUCUGGAAUACUUCAUCGCCCGCACCACUGCGGGACGGUUCCUCGCCACGCACACCGCCGGGUCUCGGUCAGCCAUCUUCCAUGAAGUCACUGGGUAUAAAUCCCAACGCUACCGGGUCCCCAUCACAGGACCAGAUCACAAACGAUCUGCUCCGCCAUAACCUAAUGGCCCAAAACCAGCUCUCCAGCUCCGUGGAUAUGUCAGGGUCUAUGCCAUCAUGGCUUCCCCUAUCCAGUUCACACCCGGCAAACAACUGGGGCCCGGACCCACGCCGCUUGUCUUACAACGUACCCAGUCAGCCCAUUUCGAGCGGGUUCCCAACUCAAUCCUGGGGAAAUGAUGCUUUUAUUGCUAGCAGUCUGCCUUCGGGUGACGGAGCCUUCAGCUCUGGAUUCAACGGUCACCGCAAAUCGGCCACUCAGCUUGGCGCUAUUGGUCAAACCCCUCCUUGUGGACAGGGCGGUUGAUAAAACCCGCAUGUGACUUGUCUACUAGUAUUAAUUGCCCGUGUGCAUGAAUACACAGUCUGCCGACUGAGGAAGGCCAUGAACUCAAAGCACGAUCCCACGCUUCGUCAUUCUGGACCCAGCAUGAUCCUGCUCUGUUUUCUAUGGACGCGGACUAUCAUCUCAAAGAUGAAACAUGGAAUACAUCGAUUAUCUAAAUGAACUCUGGGUCCGCGCUGAUAACGCGGAUUGAGAGUAUCAUUCGAAUUGAUCCCCGGCAGUCCGAGAGUAUUCCUCAUUUCAGCCAUGAGAUCCCAACCAAAAUUUUCUGACACGAUGGUCCACAUCGACCCGGUAUCCUUGUGGCAGCUUGCCUAUUCUCCUACUCAUCUGUGCGAAGGAUCAAGGUGAUAGCACUGCACGUUCAACACCCAACACAGGACCACAUACCCCCGGGCUAAAGUGCCGCCUUGUAUACGCAGCCUUCGUCCCGGUUUGUUUUUUUUUCGAGGAGGAUGCACGUUAGCAGUUUUUCCAUGUUUUGGAACCCGUGAUUGAAAUCUCUUUUUGCUUGUUAAGCCGAGCCCGUUGUUUGUCUUUUUGAGUGGAGGGUAUAGGAUCUUCGUUGUAGUAAAUAGUUGGUAGUGAGCGGGUUGGGCCUGGUUUUUCUUCUCUGUCAAUUCGUUUGAUGGCGUGUAAGGGCCAGGAUUGUCUCAAAAAUGCCCGUCAAUAACAAUUCACGUUUUUUAAACCCCCUUGACACUAUUAUUUUUGACCGUAACUACA
Messenger RNA from Penicillium brasilianum, 3567 nucleotides. Lineage: Eukaryota; Fungi; Ascomycota; Eurotiomycetes; Eurotiales; Aspergillaceae. The record is from the annotation of a GenBank genome assembly.